This is a messenger RNA of Hydra vulgaris (swiftwater hydra), 5966 nucleotides long. The record is from RefSeq and is a predicted model, not a curated record. NCBI's taxonomy places the organism in Eukaryota, Metazoa, Cnidaria, Hydrozoa, Anthoathecata, Hydridae.
CUUGUGUGAAUGAAAAACAAAUAAAAAUCAAAUCAUGUGUGAAUGAAAAUCUGUCCAAAUUUUUAGAAAUGUUGAGACCAAUAGCUUUAGCCUCUCUGCAUCUAUCUAAUAUACGAUAAAACCUAUCAGUUAUAACCAUUAACAAAUCAACAUUAGAACAAGAAAAUCAAAAUCCAUACUGAUGAUCAGAAAGUAAGUUUUUAGAUUUCAAUAUAAAAUACAAAAAGCCAUUGUCAUCACCAAGUUCUCUAAAUCUCUCAUUCACAAAUAUUCAAGGUUUUUGAAGUAAUUUUUUUCCUAUUAGUCUUAUCUUUUGCUAUGUUCACCAAACCUCCUUGCUCUUUGUCAGACUAAUUUGAGUUCUGUUUCUUCUUGUGACCUUAGUGUUGAUGGUUAUCUUUCUUCAAUCUGUAAAAAUUCGUAGCACUUGUAAUGGCCUUGUAAAGACUUGUAAUAGUCGUCACAUGCACUUGGGUAGAAAUUGUUUAUCUUCCUGCUGACAAUUGUUCUUCUUAUGUUACUUCUUGGAAUCAGCUGUUAUUGAAUCUUUAAUUCCCUAUUGACAAUUCCAAGUCAAGCCUUACUCUUCUCCAUGGUUUUCCGCUCAUUGUGGUGCUGCAAUUUCUAAUUGUAACCAUUACUUUCAUAUCUAUCGCCAAAACAAUACUAUAGAAAACAGAUGGCAUUUUACUAUUGCAAAAAAAACAUUGUAAAAAGGUUUUGUCUAAAUCAAAGCCCGCUUUGAUUUAGACAAAACCUUUAUACAAGAUUUUAUGACCAUUCACAGGUCAUAAAAUCUUGUAUUUCAUCUCAAAAUUCGGCUCCAGAGACUUUUUUAACAAUUUUUAACAGUGCAGCAUGGAAAAUAACAGCUGGUCAAUGGUCAACAUACGCCUGAAAUAAAUAAGAUUACUAUUUUGACCUAUCAAAAUGAAUUUUUGCCAGUCAUGUUUGACCAGUUAUAAAAAAAAUUUGAGUUUUGAAAAACAAGGUUUUGCAAAUAUUCAUGAUGUAAUUUGGAAAAUCCAUACAUUAAAUUUUUCCAAAAUCGUUUAAAUUUUAAACAGGUGUUUAAAAUAGUUCAUGUUCAUGAUAUGCUACUUUAAUUUAAUUCCUUAACAAAUUUAUGGCAUAAACUAAAUCAUUAUUUUAUUUUGCUUCACUUACUUAAAUUACUUUUAUUUUACUGGUGGUUAAUUAGUACUGUAGAAUUUGGCCAAAAAAUAGUGAAACCUAGAAAAAAAUUUUAUAGAGACAUUAUAUAUCAUUAGAAAGAUAAUUUUAUCUGCUUUCUAAUGGUGUACCUUGUCACUUUUUUGGAAUUGAGCAAAAAAAAAUGGUGGAUCAAAAUGUAAAUGUAGAUUUUUUCAUUUUAUUUAAAAAAUUAACUAAAUAUAAAACAGUGUUCUUCGAUAUCAUAGCUUCAUUAUUAAAAAAAGUUCAAUUGCCAUCAUGUUACUGAACAAAAGGAAUUAAAUAUUUCUAAAAGCUUAAGUAUUCAUUUUAUUAUAAAAAUGAGCUUCUCUUUGAGAUCGUAGCUAUUAUUUAAAAAUUACUUAUAUUUUCAAUGUGUUUGAAACAGCUGUGAAUUAAAUAUUGAAUUAGAUAUAAAAAAAACAUUUUGUGUAGUUGACUGUCUUUUUAUUUAAAGAUAAGAUAAUAAUGGAAGAUGAAAUUGAAACUGAUAUAUCAAACAGAAUAACGUUAUGUGUUAAAUGCGGAGAAGAUGUAAGAAUGCAUGAUCCUUUAAAUCAUGUAGGUUCGAAGUAUUCUGAUUCAAGCAAGAAAAAACAUCCCCUGACUGCAAUUAUAGAGCAUGCUAUGAAGCUUAAUUUAGAUACUUUUGUUGAUAAGCUCAAACUGAACAAAAGAACAAAAGCAAACACUUAUAUCCAUUUAUCAUGUAGAAGUUUUUUAAAAAAUCGCUCUCGAAAAAGAUCAAUGAAAUUCGAGACAGAACGUAUUGCUAGAGCCAAAAUGGAACUAUUUGAUUUCAAAACACAGUGUUUUUAUUGUGGCGGUGAUUGUGUCUAUGACAGAAAAAAUCCAAAUCGCAACAAAUUUGAAGAAGUACGUACAAAAAAAGCAGCCAUAUAUUCUUCCACCAUCGAAAUAUGUCGCAAUAGAGAAGAUCAACUUGCUAAAACUAUAGAAGCACGUUUAAUCAGUGUGAAUGAUCUAGUAGCAGCAGAAGGCAGAUACCACGUAUCAUGUAGAGCCAGCUUCGAGAACCCUUUACUAAAAUAUUUAACAUCUGGACGUCCUACUUGCAGUAACAAAAUGACAUCAUUCAAUACUAUAUGUGAAUUGUUAGAAAGGGACAUAGAGUUGUACACGUUGUCAGAAUUUCAUUUGAAAAUGAUGUCAAUCAGUGAUGACGUUUAUUCAAUAAAAAUGAAAUUAAAGGAAGUUUACGGUAAGUCUUUACGCUUUGUCAAAAGAGAAGGCAGAAGCAAUAUAAUUCUAUUGGACAGUGUUAGAGACAUUUUAUGUGAAAAAUGGUACCAAGAAUAAAGCACAAAUGUAAACGAGGAGAGAGAGCGUGUUGUUAUAACAGCUGCAAAACUUUUGAAAAAUGCCAUAAAGAAUCAUGACCACAAUUCAAACGUAUAUCCUUCCAAAGAGGACAUCCUAAACAUUGAAGGAACCUAUAUACCUCAAUUAUUAAAAGCAUUUGUUAAUGAACUAGUUCAGGCACCUUUAAAACAGGUUUCAAUAUCACAAGCCUUAUUUUCUGGAACAUGUCCCAGGUCUAUUAUGCCAUUACAGUUUGGACUAAGCCUUGCUGUCGAUAACCGUCUUUCAUCAAAAUGGCUGAACAUACUGCUAUCAAAAUUAGGAUUUGGUGUUAGUUAUGACGAGGUUAUCCGUUACAAACAGAAUGUUGUAAAGCAUGAUACUAUCGACGAAAUCAUCUCUGGAGAGGGAACCUCAUUUCUUCAAUUUGUAGCUGACAACACAGACCAUGACAUUGCUACUGUUGAUGGAAAAAAUACGCACCAUGGACUUGGGUCAAUUGCAAUUGCAAUUGGAAAAUUCACAGACGUUUCGUUCAAAAGAAAUAAAAUUCCUAGAGAUAAAAAGGAACUAUGGUCAAAUAUCAAGUCAAACGAUGGGAUAAUGAUUAGGCAGUACUACAUACCUGACAUACCUUCAUUAACAAAAACAAUAUUCAAACCAGUCAUUCAGGUUUGUUAUGCAUAUUACAAUUUAAAAAAGUAUUUACUUCUACCAAGUUUGAAGUUUGAAAACUAAUUGUUUUAUUUAAUUUUAAGAAAAAAAUUCAAGCUCGUUUUUCUGAUCUUCUAUGGAACAUUGGCUACCUUUUCAAAAAUCCAUGCCCAAGUUGGUCUGGCUACAUGAGUUCUGCAACAAAUAAUAUUGUAAAACAUAAAUCUUACAUUGCUAUACUACCUGUGAUUGAUUUACACGCUACUAAUUUGACAGCCCUAUAUUCACUACUUUGCUUCAUCAUUGAUCACUCCAAAAAAGUGAAUAUUACAAUGCCAUCCAUAACAUUUGAUCAGCAGCUUUACAUAAAAGCAUACGAAAUAGUCUCUACAAAAAACUUAAAUAUAUUUGUUCGUCUCGGAGGUUUCCAUCAACUUAUGAGUUUUCUAGGUUCAAUUGGAUGUAUGAUGGAAGGAAGUGGUUUGAAAAGCGCUCUUGAAACAGUCUAUGCCCCUUUAACAGUAGGACACAUGCAAUCAGGAAAAGCAUUUUCACGUGCUAUACGAGGCCAUUUUUUAUGUGCAUAAGCAAUAAAUUCACUGAUAUUAAAGGAUUUUUCAGAAAGGUAGAGGUGAAGUUAUUGGUAAAGGCAUGACUGAAAAUGUGUUAAGGGUGUGGACGAAAACAUUGCAUUGAUGCGCUGAAGUAAGUGAUAGGAUGAGCACUCUAACAUUUCCGCAUAAAUCUGUUGACAAACAUAAAGAAAUGUAUCCUGGAAGAAUGAAACGUGAUAGUGAUGACUUUAAAAAAAUGCAAUCAUGGUUUUUUGCUCAUAACCCAUUCAUGGUUGGAGAUCAACUUGUUAGUUUGGACUCUGGUUUAAUGGAUAAUCAGAAAAUAAUUACCUGUGAUCGGUCAGAAGAGAUAGGAGCAUCAAUACACAAAGUGCUAAAUGGUAAAACCUACACAAAUUACUCUUUCAAACAAAAAAAUCAAAUAACAACACUCCAGAGCUUAUACUCCUGCGUAUCAAUUUAAGACGAAAUUGUUACAAUUGACCCAUUAACACUUUUUCUAAGAUUGAUUGUUGUUGUUGAAAGAAAGCCAGAGAAUGAAGUGGAGAGUUACUUUCAAUAUGAGUUAUCACCAUAUCCAAGAUCCUUAUUUAAUAGAGGUGUCAUGAGAUCCGCACAAAAGUCAACGUUGAAAACAUUCAUACUCAAUAAUGUAUCACCAGUAAAAGAACCUGUAUCAACCAAGAUGGCUGAUGGGGGCGCAUUAUUGUGGUGCUGCAAUUGGAAAAAAAAUGAGUUAUUUAGUGAAAUUAAUUUAUACAUUAAUUUUGCUCAACACUUACAGCUUGACACGAUCAUUUUUGAUGGUUACCAGUCGUCCACUAAAGAUAGUAUCCACCAAAAGCGAUCUGGUAAGAUAUCACAAACAGUUGAAAUCAAUGAUCUCAAUCCAUGCCCAGCAGAAAGAAGUAUUUUCCUAAGUAAUUACAAAAACAAAAAUGAUUUUGUCAGACUUUUAGCAUUGAAGUUACAAAACAAUGGUUUUAAAGUUAUUUGUUGUCCCAGUGAUGCAGACACAAGUAUUGUUAAGCUAGCACUUGAGAUUAACAACGUUGAGUCAGUCACAAUUUAUUCGGAUGACACUGAUAUUUUAUGUCUAUUAAUGCAUCAUGUACAUACCGGAGCACAAUCUCAAGGCAUUUUUUUAAAAACGUUGACACGAAAUAAGGCUACAGAUCAAAGAGUAUGUUAUAAAAUUCAGAAUGUUGUAAAUACAAGUGAUGAUACUCUUUUAAAUUAUGUAUUAUUUGCACACACAUUCACUGGGUGUGACACAACAUCAGCAAUCCAUAACUUCGGCAAAACCACAAUUUUUACGAAGUUAAAAAAUUCAAAUGAAUUGAAAUCUACUGCAGAUCUAUUUUAUCAGGAAAACAUUUCUACAGAUGAUAUUGGCAAGGGAGCUAUUCGUUUUUUUGAGCUGCUUCAUUCACCUUGUUUCAAUCUAAAACAGAUCAGGAAACAUAAAUAUGAUGAAAUGGUGGCAUCUGAUCGUGCAAGUAUUGAUCCUGCUCUAUUACCACCAUCACCAAGAGCUGCAUAUUAUCAUGGACUCAGAGUUUAUCACCAAAUGAAAGUAUGGUGAAAUUUGAGUGACGUUGAUUUAGAUCCAUUGAGUUGGGGAUGGGUAAUACAAAAUCAAAUGUAUGCACCAAUUAUGACAGAUAUAGAAGCAGGUCCUCAAGAUAUUUUGAACAUCAGAUGUGGCUGUAAAGGUUCGUGUGGAAAUAAAUGUACUUGUCAAAAAGCUGGAUUAAAUUGUACAUCAUCUUGUAAAGAGUGCCAUGGCGUAACAUGCCCAAACAGUAAUAUUAAUAUUCCAGAAGAAGACAUUGAAGAGAAAGAAAGACAUUUUCUAGAUGCUUUUGAGAUAUGAAAGAUUAUUUUUAUAUUAAAAAUGUAUUUAUAUAUAAUUUAAAAAAUAUAUAUGGUGUCAGAUUAUUUUGUUAUAAAUAUUGGGUUAUAUAAAUGAGGAUCGCUGUAAAUUGGAGGGGGGGGAGAGCGUCCUAGGAAACAUUUUUUUCAAAUUUUAAAAAUUAGGCAUAAAAUGUAAUAUAAAUUAUAAAUUUAUAUAAAAGAAACAUUUUUACUCCUUGCCCAGGUAAAUAUCGGCGUCGCAAUCCGUGUUUUUUACAAAAAUUGCUCAGGUUAGCAGAAAUCCUCUAUUCACCAUUUCAUCUGCCAUUUUUUUUGCUCAAAUCAAAAAACUUGACAAGAUAC